AUGAUUCAUGUAAUUAUUUGGCGAGAUUGUAAACAAAGGGAUGCCAUCGCGACUCGCAGCAGCUCCUUGGCCUCAGUCCCAGUGACAUGUGUUUCCUGCCCCCCUCUCGCCCCUCCUUCCUCUCAAUUUACUCUUCCCUUUUCCUCGAUAGCUGGUCCUAAGGUCAGUUCGUCUGGUCGUCCUGUUCUGUGUUCUGACGGGUCGGGCCGGCUCCCUGGGACAGGAUUCCACCAAUCACCGAUCGGCUUCCCAGUCAGGUGGGCAGCCGGAAUCGCUCUUCUCCCCACAGUCUUGUGUCACCGUCCGACAGCCGUCGGUCUCGUCUGUCCGUCCGGCAUGGAGGCAGCAGCAAGUACUAUCGGCCUGGCAACGACGCAACAUGACGACAAGCGAGGUAUCGGCAGCAGUCUCCAACUGCGAGGGCUUCGUUGCCAUGCCGGCGUCAGCAAGAAUCAAGCCGAUUAG
Protopolystoma xenopodis is the source of this 465-nucleotide messenger RNA. NCBI's taxonomy places the organism in Eukaryota, Metazoa, Platyhelminthes, Monogenea, Polystomatidea, Polystomatidae. The record is from the annotation of a GenBank genome assembly.